AUGACUUCACGAGAUGGGUAUCAGUGGACUGCAACGACAGGUCUACGCCAAGGGGUACCAUCGAUAAGUGUUAUAUCACCACCCACGAACGUUCGGUCAGCAACAGAGGAUUGGGACGUAAUUGUUGUCGGGGCAGGAUAUUCGGGCCUCACAGCAUCUCGAGAUGCUUGUCUGGCCGGACUCAAGGUACUUCUCAUCGAGGCGCGCGAUCGUAUUGGCGGUCGCUCCUGGUCGUCCAAUAUUGGCGGGUAUCCCUUUGAAAUGGGAGGGACUUGGCUAAGCUGGGGGCAACCUCAUAUUUGGCGAGAGGUCUCUCGGUACCAGAUGAGAAACGAGUUGGAACCGUCCUUUGAUUUCUCUCGGGGGGUGAAUCACUUUGAACUGCGCACUAGCAGCCAAGGCUCAUCAAUCUUUAGCCAUGUAGAAGAGGUUUGUGCAUCCCCCCAUGAGAACUAUUCUGCAUUAAGACCCUCCAUUGACCCUCCGAAGGAUGCCCUUCUCGCCGGCGCACUGCAGAAAUUUGUUGAUGUAGACGGUGCGAUGGGCCGAGAUAUCAUUCCCUAUCCGCACGACGCAUUCCACAACCCUGCGGCCCGGCAAUAUGAUGACAUGUCGGCGCUGGAUCGUCUCAAUCGGCUGGCUCAAUCACUUACACCAGAUGAGCGCGCGGUAUUAGAAAGCUUCAUUCUGCUCUGCAGCUGUGGGACUCUGGAAACUACAAGCUUCUUUGAAUUCCUUCAUUGGUGGGCUUUAUGCGACUACUCCUAUAAGGGGUGUUUGCAGCAUCUAAUUUCAUACAAAUUCAAGGGUGGACAAUCCAGCUUCGCUAUCAAAUUCUUUCGCGAGGCAUUGGCGACAGGCCGGCUAUCAUACACCUUCAACAGCCCAGUUCAGGCGAUCAAUGACCACGGUGACAGGGUUGUGUUAAAAACUCGCGAUGGUCGUCAGUAUAGUGGCGCCCGUCUGAUCUCCACCAUUCCGUUGAACGUGCUCAGCUCCGUCAUGUUUUCGCCUCCACUGAGUGCACAACGCACAGCUGCCGCAAGUAUCGGUCAUGUUAACCAAUGCGUCAAGGUCCAUGCAGAGGUUGCCAGUCCCAACAUGCGGUCCUGGUCCGGAAUUUCGUACCCUUUUAACAAACUUGCCUACGCGAUCGGCGAUGGUACUACGCCUGCGGGAAACACACACAUUGUGUGCUUCGGGGGUGCACAUAACCACAUCCAGCCCGAAGAAGAUAUUAACGAGACCAAAAAGGCGGUGGAGAACAUGUCUCCUGGGAACAUGGAUAUCAAGCGAUUGGUGUUUCACAACUGGUGCAAGGAUGAAUUUGCCAAGGGUGCAUGGUUCUUUGCGCCGCCUCAGCUUCUGUCCAAGUCAUUGGACGAACUCAGGUGUCGGCAUGGAAACGUGCUCUUUGCGAACUCUGACUGGGCUGUGGGCUGGCGCAGCUUCAUUGACGGCGCCAUUGAGGAGGGCACUCGGGCAGCGAUGACGGUGAUUGAGGAGCUCCGCCGACCCCCUGGCGCUCGUUCUCAUUUAUAG
Molecule: messenger RNA, 1542 nt
Organism: Aspergillus bombycis
Lineage: Eukaryota; Fungi; Ascomycota; Eurotiomycetes; Eurotiales; Aspergillaceae
Product: flavin monoamine oxidase family protein
Exons: 3
Coding region: 1-1542 (513 amino acids)
Molecular function (GO): oxidoreductase activity
Source: RefSeq, a predicted model, not a curated record